This is a messenger RNA of Lynx canadensis (Canada lynx), 2375 nucleotides long. RefSeq names its product nicotinamide N-methyltransferase-like. The record is from RefSeq and is a predicted model, not a curated record. The transcript is spliced from 3 exons. The coding region runs from base 1008 to 1799 and encodes 263 amino acids. Lineage: Eukaryota; Metazoa; Chordata; Mammalia; Carnivora; Felidae. Gene Ontology annotation, cellular component: cytosol. Gene Ontology annotation, molecular function: N-methyltransferase activity.
UCUGAGUGAUUGAGAUGUAACGUCUGCCACGAUCUGAAUGGGACUCAAAGAAGAAAUUCAGUUCAGCUAUAGAAUAAGUAAUUUUUGCACAUUCAUUCCACAUCGGCAGCUCCAGCUCCGAUCUCUCUGUGCAGUCCAGACUUGGAUCCGGGUCAGCUUAGGUUUUUCAGCCUCAAGCUGAAACUAAACCCAUCUCUGUUCAUCAUCUUGUCCUCUUCACCCCUCAACUAAAACCUGCUCUUCUUGUCUUCUCGACUUUCUAAAUAUUGUCCGCAUCCAACGAGUUGUCUGGGGCAGAAACCGGGUGUUGUGGGAGUGGGUGUAAUUCAGAAAAUGCUAAAGAUUGGGGCACCUGGGUGGCUCAGUCGGUUAAGCAUCAGGUCAUGAUCUCCAGGUCCAUGAGUUCGAGCCCCACGUCGGGCUCUGUGCUGACAGCUCAGAGCCUGGAGCCUGCUUUGGAUCCUGUGUCUCCCUCUCUCUCUCUGCCCCCCCCCCUCCUCAUGCUCUGUCUCUCACUCACUCUCUCAAAAAUAAGUAUUUUAAAACAUUAAAAAAAAAAAGAAAACGCUGAAGAUCAAAAACCAACUAAGAUGUAUCCAUCCUGUUAACAGCCAGAGAUACUGGCGGUUCACAGGGGAGUAGUUUAAAAACUGGACAUGCUUUUAAAAUCGUUUGCAAAGCCGCUGUAGAAGAGGAUCCGAUACAGUGGAGCAGGAGGGCCUAGAAAUCCUGCUGCACCAGCCAAAUCCACUGAAAAGCCUGGGGACAGGGGUGGGGGAAAGGGCAGGUCCACUCCUUGCAGAGGGAGCUGGAGAACAGGAGGGAGUUGCCAAGUGUGGCAAAGGCAAAUGGCUGAAGGGAGGAGGGCUCGGGGAGCGCUCUUCAUUGGCUGUUCUGGUCUUUCCCCGAGUAUUUGAGGACUGGCGGAGUGACUGUCUGAACUCCGUUAAGAAGGCCCCAGGGCAUCAGGCUGCCUGCUCCUUCCUGGACAAAACUCAGGAUUCUCUAUGGCUCUUCAGGAAUCCACAGCGCUGGAUUUCUACCAGACGUAUUUUGAACCCAUGGUCUACCUGGACUACUUCAAGAUGGGCCAGAGCCCUGUGGGUGACGAUUGCCUCUACUUCCUGCUAAAACACUACAACGCCAUUUUUAAAUCAGGUGGGCUGAAAGGAAAGCUCCUGAUUGACAUUGGCUCCGGGCCCAGCAUUUACCAGCUCCUCUCCGCCUGCGAGUCUUUUGAGGAGAUAAUCGCCACUGAUUACACGGACAAGAACCGCCUGGAGCUGGAAAAGUGGCUGAAGAAGGUUCCAGGGACGUUCGACUGGUCCCCAGUGGUGAAAUAUGUGUGUGAGCUUGAGGGGGACAGAGACAAGUGGGCUGACAAGGAGGAGCGGCUAAGGAGAACCGUGACCCAGGUGCUCAAGUGUGACGUGAAUAAAGAACAGCCCCUGGAGCCUGCAGUCCUGCCCCUGGCGGACUGCGUCCUUUCCUCCCUGUGCCUUGAGGCUGCCUGCCUCACCCAGGAGGCCUUCCGGGCUGCCCUGCGCCACAUCCGGACCCUGCUCCGGCCCAGGGGCCAUCUGGUGCUGGGCGGGGGCUUUGACACCACCUUCUACAUGGUGGGGGCGAAGAAGUUCCCCUGCCUUCCCCUGAAGGAGAAAUUCGUGUGUGAGGCUCUGCAGAAGUCCGGCUUCACCAUCGAGAAGCUGGAGACGGCUCCGCGGGCAGCUGAGACCAUGUCGGAUGAGCAGUCAGACUACACCGCGAUGUUCGUCGUCGUGGCCCAGAGAAACGACUGACGUAUUGGACUUGGAAGGGGGGUGAGCAUGCAGGGGUCGUUCGGCUACCCCAUUUCCUUCCCUUGGCUUUAUUUAGAACUCUUCCUUGCCAGCAAAUGCUUUUAGAGUCUUAUUGUAAUACGUGAUUGCCAGAUAAUUAGGGAUGUUCCUCUCAAACAGAGAGGUUCAUGGUAUACUCCACUAACGUCCCGGGGUCGGGGAAGAAUUGGGCCAGAAAAUAAAGCUUGGCCUCCCCUAGUUUUGAGGGCACCUUGGGGUUGCAUGGGAGCGAAGAGGGUAGAGUCCCCCGUGCCCUCCUCCUUGAGGCAUCUGGGGACGGCUCGCCUUCUGAGCUCAUUCAUCAUUUGCAUCUUCACCCCUGCUGAUGACACCGCCGCCCCGUCCCACAAAAUGAAAGGAACGCGGGCUUUGGUGCAAGAAGACGUGGGUUUUGGUACUUGGCUCUUGUGAUGAUAGGUAGGUCAUUCGUAUCUCACAGCCUCAGUUUCCCCAUCUCUGAAAUGCAAAUAACAAGACCCCUCCCCAGGCUUCCUGUGACACCCCAAAUAUAUAACAUGAACACACCUGCUAAACAGC